Messenger RNA from Electrophorus electricus (electric eel), 2585 nucleotides. RefSeq names its product MINDY lysine 48 deubiquitinase 4 (gene mindy4). NCBI's taxonomy places the organism in Eukaryota, Metazoa, Chordata, Actinopteri, Gymnotiformes, Gymnotidae. Gene Ontology annotation, molecular function: cysteine-type deubiquitinase activity; protein binding; K48-linked deubiquitinase activity. Gene Ontology annotation, biological process: protein K48-linked deubiquitination. The record is from RefSeq and is a predicted model, not a curated record.
CUGCCAAACGAGGUAGCUAACGCGAGGUAGCUACAUGACUGGACCGCUCAGAGAAUCUUCAAAUCUUAAAAUAUUGCCAAAAUGCUGUAACAUUUUGUCUGAAACGUGAGUACCACGACUGGUACUAAUGAAACACUAGUUUUGUUAGCUAGCUAUAUGAAAAGUUAUUAGAUCAUUAGUUGGCUACCAAGCUUGUCGCUUUGACUAGCUAGCUAACAGUUAGCCAGCUCGGCUAACUUCGUCUGUGUUCAUUCUUCCGACUUUCUGUCAGUCAUCAUGGGUAAAGAUGUGGAGGAAGUCGCUGCUUCUCUUGUACGGGAAUAUCUCAGUCGGAAGGGUCUGAAGAAAACAAUUGCUUGUUUGGAAGAGGAGCUCCCACGAACUAAUUUAAGCAUCAAUAACAGGUCAGAUCUGCGGAAAAUCCUUCACUUAGAAGCUCUGUACAAAAAGAAUAAGUCUGAAGAACAACCUCUGAAAUCCAUGUUGGAGAUCAUGGUAAAGGAGCGACUGAGAAACAGUGUGGACGCUAAGAGAUGUCCGCUUGAGGACCACAAAACCCUUCUAGCUGAGCAAGAGUUACCCUCUGUUACAAAAUAUGCCAGGAGGGACCAAGAUCUUGCAGAUCUGCACAGCGACAAUUUUAGUGAAUCAGAGAGCAGUGUUCUAGCCCAGCUAAAAGCAUCUCCAGCCAAAGAGCUGCAUUCACCAAAGCGCUCCAAGCCCCUUUCCAGCAGUUCCUUCCUUUCAGCAAGCGAGAGGAACGUCUUUCCCUCCUCCUCCAGCCAGGACGGCAUCUUUGCGGAGAGGAAGACGUCCAAGCCGGACAGCCUGGGCAACACACGCAGCCAAGCAAGGAGAGGCAUCAUGUCAGGCCCCGUGGUUGCCUCCAUCCAGGAAACCAGUAGGAAGCGAUCUGCCAGGAAGUCCCCGGGUUCGUUCUCUCUGUUAAACAAGUCUGAGUAUGAUUCAGAAGGAGAAGGCAGGCUGAGCCAAAGCGUCGGCGCGGACGCCAGCCACACCGACUCUGAUGGGACUGUCCCCUCCGCGAGAGACCGAAGCACAGCCCUCGGUUCCAACAGACCAAUCGCACACAGCAAUGGCCUUGGCAGAAUGCAGAGAGUUAGGUCCCCAAGGAACACAUCAGGAUGCAGUCCAGGAGAGGGCGCUCUCCACAUGGAAGUGGUUCUGGACGAUCUAGACGAUGAGGACUUGCGUGGUCUGUCUGCAGUGUCAAUCAGUAACACGGUACCUCAAAAACAUUUGAGCAACCAGCCCAUGGACUUGCAGACAGCUGCUGCCCUGAAAGAGCUCAUCUUUGGUUCCCCCAUGAGCUGUUUCAGCACGGAGUGGAAACAGCAGAGUUUCAGCUUCUCGGACACGCCUGAUAUGAGAUAUGGCUUUGUGCAGAAGAAGGGAGGGCCGUGUGGGGUGCUUGCUGCUGUUCAGGCCACUGUUCUCCAGAAGCUUCUGUUCGAAGGACGCGUCAGUGACUUCCAGUCCGAUAGGCUGCAGGUUUCAGACGCUGUGAGGACGAAGUGCCUGACUGAGGCUGUGGUGGAGAUCCUGUGGAGGGCCGGAGGCAGGAAGAAGGCAAUCGUUGCCAUAAACUCAGGCCGAAGGCUCUUCACACCAGUGGGUCACUACAGAUCCGACGGCGUCCUGGAGCAGAUCACCUGCAUGGAAGUGGAGAGUUUAGAUGACUUAAAAGCACUGCUUGAAGAGAAUAUUAAACAGUUUGAGACAGGCCCCUUCGGCUGCGCUUUGCUCAUCCUCUCCGCUGUGCUCUCCAGAACCACUCAAGGGACGAGGGCUGACAUGGACAUGCCCACCGCCAGCCUCAUCGGAGCUCAUGGCUACUGCACACAGGAGCUGGUGAACCUAUUGCUUUGUGGGCGUGCCGUUUCGAACGUCUUUGAUGAUGAAAUGAGGCUUGACUCAGGCAACGGCAACUUCACCCUCCUCAAAGGGAUCAAAGAACGCUGUGAUAUUGGACUGCUGUCUUUGUUUGAGCAUUAUAAUAUCUGUAAGGUCGGAUCUUACCUGAAGAUGCCCAGAUUCCCCAUCUGGGUGGUGUGCAGCGAGAGUCACUUCAGUGUGCUGUUCUCGGCGUGUGAGGACCUCGCGUCCAGCCACUGGAAGCCGAAGCCCUUCGACCUGUUCUACUACGACGGCCUGGCCAAUCAGCUCGAGCCCAUCAGAUUAACAGUGUAUCCCGACUCUGCUGUAAUGACCCUUGACUCCAGGGACGUGAACUCUGACCUCAUACCUCCCCUGGAGCUUUGCAUCAGGACCAGAUGGCCUGAUGCAGUUGUGAGCUGGAACGAAACUGAACCAAUUCUUUGAAUGUUUGAUGGUCAUUAAUCCACAACAACGCCACCUCUGCAACUGAAGACAAACAUCUACUAAACAUUUCAUUCCAGUUAAAUGUACCGUUUGUAUGUUGUUUGUGUUCAUAAAUCUAUUUCUUGUUUUGCUGUAUGAAUGCUGUAAUUACACUGUAUCUUUUGUUCUCAAACCCUGCUGUUUUAGCCUUUAAAGACUUAUCGUAUGCAGUGAAUUUAUUUAUUAAACAAAAGCUUUAUCCU